Molecule: messenger RNA, 2180 nt
Organism: Arabidopsis arenosa
Lineage: Eukaryota; Viridiplantae; Streptophyta; Magnoliopsida; Brassicales; Brassicaceae
Source: the annotation of a GenBank genome assembly
ACGAAAUCGGGAGGGUUUGGUUUUGGUGCUCGAUGUUGGUCCUGCGAUGCAUAGUGUUCUCCCAGAUGUUGAAAAGGCAUGUUCAAUGCUACUGCAGAAGAAGUUGAUUUACAACAAGUAUGAUGAAGUUGGAAUUGUUGUAUUUGGAACUGAAGAAACCGGAAACGAGCUUGCUAGGGAAAUAGGUGGAUAUGAGAAUGUUACGGUUUUAAGGAAUAUCAGAGUUGUUGAUGAAGUAGUGGCUGAGCAUGUAAAACAGCUCCCUCGAGGAACCGUAGCUGGUGAUUUUCUUGAUGCUUUAAUUGUUGGGAUGGAUAUGCUUAUAAAGAUGUAUGGUAAUGCACAAAAGGGGAAAAAACGGUUGUGUCUCAUCACGAAUGCAGCUUGUCCUACCAAAGAUCCAUUUGAAGGGACGAAAGAUGAUCAAGUCAGCACUAUCGCUAUGAAAAUGGCUGCGGAGGGUAUUAAGAUGGAAAGCAUUGUUAUGAGGUCCAAUUUAAAUGGUGAUGCUCAUGAGAGAGUAAUAGAGGAGAAUGAUCAUCUGUUGAAUUUAUUCUCCAGCAACGCGAUUGCCAAAACAGUGAAUGUUGAGAGUCCACUCUCACUGCUUGGUUCCUUAAAGACUCGGAGGGUUGCUCCAGUUACUUUAUUCAGGGGUGACCUUGAAAUUAACCCAACAAUGAAGAUUAAGGUGUGGGUUUAUAAGAAAGUGGCUGAGGAGAGACUUCCCACUCUAAAAAUGUAUUCUGACAAAGCGCCUCCAACUGACAAGUUUGCCAAACAUGAAGUGAAAAUUGAUUAUGAUUACAAAGUUACUGCAGAAUCUACUGAGGUUAUUGCUCCAGAAGAAAGGAUCAAGGGCUUUCGCUAUGGACGUCAGGUUAUUCCUAUAUCACCAGAUCAAAUAGAAACACUCAAGUUUAAAACUGACAAAGGCAUGAAGCUUCUGGGAUUUACUGAGGCGUCAAACAUACUGCGACAUUAUUACAUGAAAGACGUGAAUAUAGUUGUUCCUGACCCGAGCAAAGAAAAAUCUGUUCUUGCCGUCUCAGCCAUUGCCAGAGAAAUGAAGCAAAUAAACAUGGUAGCAAUUGUACGUUGUGUCUGGAGAAAUGGACAAAGCAAUGCUGUUGUUGGGGUCCUGACUCCAAAUGUGUCUGAAAGAGAUGAUACCCCUGAUUCAUUUUACUUCAACGUGCUUCCUUUCGCCGAGGAUGUCCGCGAGUUCCCAUUUCCUUCUUUUAACAAACUUCCUUCAUCAUGGAAGCCAGAUGAACAACAGCAAGCAGUAGCAGAUAAUUUGGUUAAGAUGCUUGACCUUGCACCUUCUGCGAAAGAGGAAGUACUAAAGCCUGAUCUCACUCCUAACCCAGUUUUGCAGCGGUUUUAUGAAUACCUUGAGUUGAAAUCGAAAUCCACGGAUGCUGCUUUACCUCCUAUGGAUGAAACUUUCAAAAGACUUAUAGAGCAAGAUCCUGAACUCAUUUCCAACAAUAAAUCCAUAAUGGAUUCGUUUCGUGGAAGUUUUGAAGUCAAGGAGAAUCCAAAGUUGAAGAAGGCUUCUAAGAGAUUGUUACGAGAUAAACCAUCGGGUUCAGAUGAUGAAGACAAUCGCAUGAUUACUUAUGAACCUAAUGAGAAAAAAAUUGAUGUAGUCGGAGAUGCAAACCCAAUUCAAGAUUUUGAAGCCAUGAUAUCCCGCAGAGAUAAAACUGAUUGGUCCGAGAAAGCAAUCACACAAAUGAAAAACCUAAUAAUGAAGCUCGUAGAAAAUUGUACCGAUGAGGGUGACAAAGCAUUGGAAUGUGUACUCGCUCUUCGUAAAGGCUGCGUCUUGGAACAGGAACCAAAGCAAUUCAAUGAGUUCUUGAAUCAUCUAUUCAAGUUAUGCCAAGAAAGAAAAUUAUGUCAUCUUCUCGAACAUUUCACGUCAAAGAAGAUCACGUUGAUUCCCAAAUCCGAAGCAGCGGACAGUGAUGUGGUAGACGAGAACGCUGGAGAUUUCACUGUUAAACAAGAGCCAAUGCUCGAGAGCUAACAAAAUCUUCGUUACCACUAACUGAUCUUGUGACUGUUUUGUCCAAAACGUCACCGUUUUCUUUAUGACUUUUGCCUGUUUGAAGAGCUCUGCAGUUUUUUUUGUUUGAUAUCAAGAACUCAGGCAAAUUUGUUAUUAGUUA